CAAAAACUGACCCUUUCCUUCUUUCUUUCUUCCUGCAAUUUCUCUCUCCCCUUUUCUCAUCUCUGAUGAGGCUCAGAAAGGUCUGUAUAGAUCGCGGAAUGUGACCGCCGACAAUUCUCGGAUCUUCGUCAGAGAUCACCGGAGGUUGAUCAGAUCCAAUAGAAUUUCAAAUAGUAGAUGGAAGCAAAAGACUGGAACUCUUGCUCUAUAUCAGUUUCAGACAGUUUUUGAGUCAAGCAUCAGAAUACAAAAUAAUAGUGGAAAUUUUUGGCUGUGGAAGAACCAUCUUAGUCUCCCAUGGGAGUGCGCUACAUUUCAGUUUCAACAGUCUUCACUGUUCUAAGCUUCAUUGGGCUUCAAUGUUGGAUAGGAUGGUCACUUGGUAAAGUAAAUUCCGAUGGGCCCACUGUUGUGAGUAUCAACACACGGAAUGCAAGUCAGGCACUUGAGGCUGUUCUGGAUUCGUACACCACAAUUGCGUUGGUUGCCAAUUUUGUCAUUAACACUUUCAUUUUACUCAUUUUGUGUCUUAAGACUAUAUUCUUUGGAGAACUACACUCAUCUGAAAGUAGGAAAUUGGCUGAACGCCUCAUCAACUAUAUCAUCUACAAGGGACCUUUUCUUCCACUGGUAAUUCCAUCAACAGUUUUUCAAGCAGGCCUAUGGUCAACAUGGCUGGUGGUCCUUUGUUCUUUAAAGAUGUUUCAAGCUUUAGCCAGGGAUCGCCUGGAACGCUUAAAUGCUUCUCCUACUGCUACACCACGGGCCUAUUUUCGUGUUUAUUCUAUGCUUUUGCUGGUUUUCUCCUUGGACAUGUUCUGGAUAAAGCUGUGUCUGACUGUCUACAGCACCAUAAGUUCACCAAUAUAUUUAUUGCUAUUCUUUGAGCCCCUCAGCAUUGCCUUUGAGACACUUCAGGCUAUUCUGGUACAUGGGUUUCAACUGCUAGAUAUAUGGAUUCAUCAAUCUUUGGGGGAUAUUGCAAGUAGUCAAACUUCUAAGCUCUUAGACAUUUCUGCUGCAGGUUCAUUUUUGGAAUGGAAAUGCAUUCUUAUUCGGAACAUAGGUUUUUUCCUGGACAUGAUGACAUUGUUGAUGGCCCUUGCGCAUUAUGUGCAUAUUUGGUGGCUCCAUGGCAUGUCGUUUCAUCUUAUGGAUGCAAUCCUUUUUCUGAACAUUCGUGCCUUAUUGAGUGCAAUUGUGAAACGCAUAAAAGGCUUUGUUAAACUGAGAAUAGCAUUGGGCACCCUUCAUGGUGCACUUCCAGAUGCAUCAUUUGAAGAGCUCCGGGCUUAUGAUGAUGAAUGUGCUAUUUGCCGGGAACCAAUGGCGAAGGCUAAGAAGCUCUCUUGCAAUCAUCUCUUCCAUCUUGCAUGUUUGAGAUCUUGGUUAGAUCAAGGUUUAACUGAGAAUUAUUCCUGCCCUACUUGCCGCAAGCCACUUUUUGUGGGCAGAAAUGGGAGUGAAGUGAACAGCCAAACUGCUCAAGUUUCUGGAGAUGAACAGCUUGCACGCCAAAUGAGUCGGGUACUUGAUCGGCCAAACCUUCCUGGUCCUCCCCUUCCUACUGAAGUUUUCCAAAAUCAUCCGGAGAACACUUUGGAAAACCGUGAUUGGAGAGGGGCUGGAAUGGAUUCAAGUUGGUUGAGUUCGGACGGGGCAGGCCCGUCUACAAGUGUAAGAUUGGGAGGAUUAGGCCGAGUUCAAAUGAUGAUGAGACAUCUUGCUGCCGUGGGAGAAACCUAUGCCCAGACUGCCCUUGAAGACGCUGCUUGGAGUCUUUUAUCUAUGCAUCAUCCCCCCACCCAGGCUAGCACGUCCACGUCCACGUCCACUUCAGCCACCCCACCUGCUAAUCCCGACAGCGCUAGCAGUUUGCGCUUGAGGACCCCACACGGCGCCGUAAAUGGCAACUUAGCACAACUAAUUGCAAUGGCUGAAACUGUUAGGGAAGUUUUGCCUCAUAUCCCGGAUGAAAUAAUUUUCCAGGAUCUGCAGAGAACAAACUCGCCUACAGUCACUGUGAAUAAUCUCUUGCUUAUGUGAUCUGAGUUUUUGUUCAUAGCAACAUUAAGUUGUUGCUUUGGAUGGGGGGGUGAGUCAUGGGUGAGAUAUGCCAAAUGCAGCAGCAGCAGCAGCUUAAAUGCAGACCUUACCAUCCAUAUGUUGUGUAUUAGUAGCACUAGUACUUUGUCAGAAGCUUCAUUUUUUGUAAAUAGAAGGCUUUUUUUUUUAAAUUUGUUAACCAGUUUCAGGUAAAAAAAAAGUAUUAUCGCAUGGGUGAAAUAAAUUUCUUAUAGCAACAAACACUAAAUACAUGCCCAACACCUCUCUCUGGUCACACCUUGCUUCAUUUGGUAGGUUGUGAGUAUGGGGAAUAUAAGAAUAUUGGAUGG
Messenger RNA from Cuscuta campestris, 2396 nucleotides. The record is from the annotation of a GenBank genome assembly. Lineage: Eukaryota; Viridiplantae; Streptophyta; Magnoliopsida; Solanales; Convolvulaceae.